This is a messenger RNA of Tremella mesenterica DSM 1558, 222 nucleotides long. RefSeq lists its product as uncharacterized. The record is from RefSeq and is a predicted model, not a curated record. Gene Ontology annotation, biological process: proton motive force-driven ATP synthesis. Lineage: Eukaryota; Fungi; Basidiomycota; Tremellomycetes; Tremellales; Tremellaceae. The coding region runs from base 1 to 222 and encodes 73 amino acids. Gene Ontology annotation, molecular function: proton-transporting ATP synthase activity, rotational mechanism. The transcript is spliced from 4 exons.
AUGUCAGCACCUAUAUGGAGAGACUUCAUGUCAUGGAAUAAAUAUACUCAAGUCGCUUCACGUGCAGUCAGACAAGCGUUGACGGAGACGGAACGUGUGGCAGCGGAGAGGAGAGCUACAAUUGGCGUGAAGUACCAGAUCUGGGAGAAUGGACAGGGUGGUCAAUCGCAAUUUGUCGUUCCGCCCCCUCCUGCUAAGCCGUCUGGACCACCUGGGGCGUAA